Molecule: messenger RNA, 1313 nt
Organism: Eucalyptus grandis
Lineage: Eukaryota; Viridiplantae; Streptophyta; Magnoliopsida; Myrtales; Myrtaceae
Product: B3 domain-containing protein Os07g0563300
Exons: 5
Coding region: 224-988 (254 amino acids)
Source: RefSeq, a predicted model, not a curated record
GCCCCCUCCGAUCAAAUCUCACGGCCAGGGACGGGGUCCAGACCACCCGCUUUCUUCUCAUCGAGCGGCUCGCGUUCGAAACGCAGCGUGGGAGCGACCGCACGGGACGCUCUUCACUCUCCGUAUCUUCUUCGAUGUCCGUUAUUAGGGCCCUGACGCAGACGCUCAUGAUUGGCGAACAGACAAAAAGCAACCACCUCUUCGUCUUCUCCUCCGCGCGCGAAUGCGAAUGCAAUUGCUCUCUCUCUCUCUCUCUCUCUCUCUCUCUAAAAUCGCAUCUGCGAUUCCCCUUCGAGCGUGUCCGACGGCGAUGGCGUACUAUCCGGUCUGCUUCCCCGGAGAGGAGGAGGGGGAGAGCGCCUGCUUCUACUGCAAGCGCGGGCCGGCGCGGCUCCGGUCCGGCUGGCGGCUCAGCAGCGGCGGCUACGCACAGCUCUGCGACGAAUGCGCGUCUGCUUAUGAGGAUGGUACAUUCUGUGAAACAUAUCACUCUAAUGCUGAUGGUUGGAGAAAUUGCAAUACUUGUCAGAAGCUGCUCCAUUGUGGAUGCAUUAUGUCAGCGCAUGCCUUUGUAGUAUUGGAUUUUGGAGGGGUUAGCUGCAUGGAUUGCUUGAGGAACGACUUUACUCAGAAUGGCCCUGAGGCUCAGCAGAUAUUGGAUGAAUCCCAAGCGGCUGGACUGUCUGAUGGUUCUGUUGAAAUGACUGCUGAAAUUCAGUACGAGGUGUACCUAAGUGCAACGCAUGCUCCAGCGGUGCUCCAUGCCACGCUUGGUGAAACGGCCUUUCAAAAUGUUAUUUCCACCGUCCCAUAUAAUGAAUCGCCUCCUCUAACUGAUUACGGAGUAACGAUCUCUCAGAAUUCCUAUCAUGGAGCAGAAUUCAAGUCUCCCGAAAGAUUUCCUCUGCAUGAUCAAUGUCUGGCCAAUGAAACGGAAAAGGAACUACAGAAGACUUCUGAAAAGCAUGCUUCAGUAUGUUUUCAUUGAUGCUGCGUCCCCAUUACAUUAAACAACAUGUCAGGUACCAUUUGCAGCUAUUUUUAAUCCGGAUUUGGAGAAGUUGCAAUGUGGUCUUCACAGAGGAGGAACUUAUCAUUUGACGUACGACAUUGCUUUGCACAAACUAAAGUUCCAGUAACCCUUCAUCGCAUUUGCUUACGCAAGUUUUGGGACCCCUAGUAUAAUUCACCCUUUAUCGAUUAAGUGAUCAAUUCAGAUAUCAUUUUUCAAGUUAGUUUAUGUGAACCUCAGGAAUCUUUACAUGUGGAAAACUUUCAGAUGAUAUUUCAUUGUCGUUUGAUUUUUGCCCAUA